AUGGGAAAAACUCAAAAGAAGAACAGUAAGGGCCGUUUGGAUAGGUACUACUACCUGGCUAAGGAGAAAGGCUACCGUGCCCGUUCUUCAUUCAAAAUCAUACAAAUAAAUGAAAAGUUCGGCCACUUUAUGGAGAAGUCCAAGGUCGUGAUAGAUUUAUGCGCAGCCCCCGGUUCUUGGUGUCAAGUUGCCUCAAACCUGUGCCCAGUUAACUCCCUGAUCAUAGGUGUAGAUAUCGUGCCAAUGAAGCCUAUGCCAAACGUAAUCACAUUCCAGAGUGACAUCACUACGGAAGACUGCCGCUCGAAGCUCAGGGGUUAUAUGAAGACCUGGAAGGCUGAUACUGUGCUACACGAUGGUGCUCCUAAUGUUGGUUUAGGCUGGGCUCAAGACGCCUUCACUCAGUCACACCUAACAUUGCAGGCCUUGAAACUUGCUGUGGAGAAUCUUGUUGUGGGCGGUACUUUUGUCACUAAAAUUUUCAGAUCCAAAGAUUAUAACAAACUUAUCUGGGUCUUCAGUCAACUUUUCGACAAGGUUGAGGCCACCAAACCACCAGCGUCCAGAAAUGUGUCUGCCGAAAUUUUCGUAGUGUGCAAGGGAUUUAAGGCACCUAAGAAGCUUGACUCGAGACUGCUAGAUGCUAGAGAAGUUUUCGAAGAGCUCCCCGAUGGUCCUCAAAACAAUGAGGCAAAGAUUUUCAACCCAGAGAAAAAGGUGAGGAAGAGACAGGGUUACGAAGAAGGCGACUAUCUGUUAUACCACCAUAAGCCCAUUAUGGAGUUUGUGAAAUGUGAAGACCCCAUCGACAUGCUAGGCAACCUCAACAAAUUCACUGUUAAUUCUGAAGACCAUGAAUGGAAGAUUUUGAAGAAGCUCAAGCAGACGACGCCAGAAUUCAUGAUGUGUAUAGAAGAUUUGAAGGUUCUUGGUAAAAAGGAUUUCAAAAUGAUUCUCAAAUGGAGGAAGGCUGCCCGGGAACUACUGGGGAUAGAGAAAGAAGAAGAACCAGUGGUUGAGACAACCCAUUUGACCGAAGAGGAACAGAUUCAAUCUGAAGUGCAAGCGCUACAAGAGAAACAAAGGCUAUCUCAAAAGCGUGAAAAGAGAAAGAAGAAUGAAAUGAAGCAGAAGGAGCUAACUAGAAUGCAGAUGAACAUGCUGACGCCAAUGGACAUUGGUGUCGAAUCCGCGGAGCUGGGGAGAGAGUCACUCUUCAAUCUUAAAUCUGCAGAAAAGACAGGAAUUUUGGACAAACUGGCGAAGGGUAAGAGAAGAAUGGUAUUCACGCAAGGAGAGCUGGCACAAGAUAAUGACGUUCACAUCGCGGAUGACGCUCCUCUUGCUGACCGUGACGAUGCUGCUGAAGCUGACGAGUUGGAAUCUCAACUAAACUCCAUGUACCAAAACUACAAGGAGAAAAAGGCUGAGAAAGACGCGAAGUAUCGUGCAAAACAGGCUCGUGGUGGCGACGACAAUGAGUGGACAGGAUUCGGUGACGAAGACAGCGAACACAGUUCUGCUGUUGAAGAUGAUCAUGUUAGUGAAGAUGAGAAUUCGGAUCUCUCUGACUCUGAUGAUGAUGAAGCAAUCAACCGGCUAAUAGCUAAAAUGAAGAAUAAAGAGGGAGAAAAUGGCUUGAGCUCAAAGGCUCAAGCCUUGUUCAAUCAAUCCAUUUUCGAAGGCGUCGAGGCAGAUUUGCCAGCUCCGGAGGAACCAGUAAAUGCUUCUGUGACUGCACACGUUGAGAGGCUCGAAAGCCUUGGAAAGAACCAAGGAGAUGAAAACAAUCUGAGCCAAGAGAGCAGUAGUGAUUCUGAAAAUUCUGAUUUUGAAGUGGUGGCUAGAGAGGAUGAAGACCAAGUCAUGGAUUCAGAUUUCGACUCGGACGAUGAGAACCAGUCCCAGAAAGAGAAACACGCCGAAGAAAUAGAUAUCGCGACAGUCGAAGCUAUGACACUGGCUCAUCAAUUAGCUUUGGGUCAGAGAACAAAGCAUGACUUGGUUGAUGAAGGGUACAACAGAUACGCGUUCCGUGAUACUGAAAACCUGCCCGAAUGGUUCCUGGAAGAUGAAAGACCUCAUUCAAAGAUAAACAGACCGAUCACUAAAGAAGCUGCAAUUGCCAUCAAGGAAAAGAUGAAGGCGCUUAACGCAAGACCUAUCAAAAAGGUUGCUGAAGCCAAAGCUAGAAAGGCAAUGCGCGCUGUGGCCCGUUUGGAGAAGAUAAAAAAGAAGGCCGGUUUGAUCAACGAUGAUGGUGACAAAUCUGAAAAAGAUAAGGCCGAUGAAAUCGCCAAGUUAAUGAGGAAGGUUACCAAGAAGCAAAAGCAGAAGCCUAAGGUUACCCUAGUUGUAGCUACUGGCAAAAACAGAGGCUUAUCGGGCAGGCCCAAGGGUGUGAAGGGUAAAUAUAAGAUGGUGGAUGGUGUCUUAAAGAAUGAGCAGCGCGCCUUAAAACGUAUUGCAAAGAAGCAUCACAAGAAGAAAUAG
Lachancea thermotolerans CBS 6340 is the source of this 2493-nucleotide messenger RNA. It is a transcript of the gene SPB1, whose product is annotated as 27S pre-rRNA (guanosine2922-2'-O)-methyltransferase. Gene Ontology annotation, molecular function: rRNA (guanine) methyltransferase activity; rRNA (uridine-2'-O-ribose)-methyltransferase activity. The record is from RefSeq and is a predicted model, not a curated record. Gene Ontology annotation, biological process: rRNA methylation; maturation of 5.8S rRNA from tricistronic rRNA transcript (SSU-rRNA, 5.8S rRNA, LSU-rRNA); maturation of LSU-rRNA from tricistronic rRNA transcript (SSU-rRNA, 5.8S rRNA, LSU-rRNA). Gene Ontology annotation, cellular component: nucleus; preribosome, large subunit precursor; nucleolus. NCBI's taxonomy places the organism in Eukaryota, Fungi, Ascomycota, Saccharomycetes, Saccharomycetales, Saccharomycetaceae. The transcript has a single exon. The coding region runs from base 1 to 2493 and encodes 830 amino acids.